Dicrocoelium dendriticum is the source of this 837-nucleotide messenger RNA. The record is from the annotation of a GenBank genome assembly. Lineage: Eukaryota; Metazoa; Platyhelminthes; Trematoda; Plagiorchiida; Dicrocoeliidae.
AUGCCACGUCGUUUGAUUUCGGACGACGAUGACUUUGAGCCACCCAGGAAGCGCAUGGUUCCCACAGCCGUUCCAUAUGGCUCGCCACCUAUCUGUUCUUUAACUGAGUUGGCCCGCUCGAUGGGUAAAAACCCACGUCAGUGGUCUUCCCAGCAAUACAACAUGGGUGGAUACAAACCAGCUUAUACAGCGUUCAAUACCGCAUCUAACUGUGGUGAAAAUUCGAACCCACAGAUUCGGAAAACGGCAUCGGUCCUAGAGUCCACCUCCGACUCCUCCUUCAUCACCGUUCCUACAAGCAAUUGGAAUGGCAUUCACCGCGAUAUGGACCAAAUGAAGAAUAAACUGGAGUCCAUAGAUGGUAAUGUUCAGAAAAUUAUGGAGACACUGGAGUAUGUGAAGAGUUCCAUGAGAUCGAUGGCUGCAACCAUUGCCGGGCAACCAGGGCAGCAGGCAACGCAGCUUCCUUUGCCAAUUACAUCGGUGGAGGAACUGCAGUCGUUCGAUAUACUAAUGCAGGAUGCAGGACGCAGGCAACAAUUGCAUACUUAUCUGGAAGGUGUGCAUGGAGAAACGUUGUCGGAGACCGUACGCCUCAUGAUGCAGCGCCUUCUAACGCGGUCAUUGAUGGCGGAGAUCAAUUACUCCGGUUCCCGCAACAAACACGGAUUCCGGAAAACGAAGCUAUUCACCGAAAUGCAAGCUGCUCUAUUAAAACGUUUCUCCGGAAGCAACGUGUCACCCGAUGACGUUACACAAUAUGUAAGGAAAUACUUGAAAUCGAUUCGUGGCAAUGCAUGGCGCGACACUCCCAAAGGUUGUGCAAGCAGCCAGCAG